AUGGUGGCAGUCACUGUCGCAACCGAUGACAGUGGACAGUACACAGCAAUCGGCGAUGCGAUAGCUUAUGCGCAGGAGAACAAUAUUCCGACAAUCACAGUGCUACCUGGAACUUAUCCCGCCGUCACUGUAUCAGCAACACCAUCCGUCGCAGUUCACGGUAAAUCCAGCAAUCCAAAUGACUUCACGCAAAAUCAAGUCGUUGUAUCAAAUGAUGGAACAGCUCUCGCAAUAUUAGCCGACAUCGCCGGAAUCACCGUCAAAAAUGUCAACUUUAUUGAUACCUCAUCCUCUGGCGAGGCAGCCUCCCUCAAAGGACAUAACAAUGGAUUCUAUCAGUGUCAAUUCAUAUCCGGUGCAACUGCAAUUACGAUAAACCCUGGUAUUGGCAUCAUUGCGAAUAGCUAUAUCGAAGCAUCCGACACGUUAAUAGCUGGCCAAGGAAAUCUUUACGUUUUUGACACAGCCAUUGUUCCCACCCAAGACUCGGCUUAUGUCGUCAAAAAUGAAGGAAUAAUACCCAACGGCAUGGCAGAUGGCGAUCCUGGUAGCGACUUGUUCAAAUCAACCAUUGUUAUCGAUCGAUCGUCAGUAUCGCAAAAGGCCAGAGGAAGCACCAAAAAUUGUUAUUUAGCCAGUGCUUCUGGAAAAGGCUCCGUCGUGGUAUACCGGAAUUGCAUGCUGGAGGGUCUGAUAGCACCUGCCGGCGUCCAUGUCGACAGCACAACCCAAGAUAAGAGCAACUUUAAUGGAGAAUAUGACAAUAGUGGCCCCGGGUCCUACUCGAACAACAGGGCAGCCAGGUCAAAGUACGUGAGGUUGCUACGGCCCUCGGACUUAUCGCCGUACUCCCUCAGCGCAGUUUUGGCAGGAGGAGCGCCGGCUUUUGCCACAUCUGAUACGACCUGGAUCGAUCCCAACGCGCUCGCUGCCAUUGAAAGCGCCGAUGUUAUCGGCCCUAACCCCGCUUCAGGUGGAUCUGGAGACGGCUCUGGAUCUUCAGGAGAUAGCUCACCGGGGUCCUCUGGUGGAGGUUCUGGCAGUGGCUCUGGAGCUGGGAAUGGAGAUGGCUCAGGCUCGUCCGGUGACGGCUCAGGUGCUACUUCCGGGUCUGGGUCUGGGUCUGGCACGGGCUCGAGUGGAUCAGCUUCUGGCAGCUCCGGCGAUGGGUCAGGUACAGGCACAGGAUCAGGAAACGGUACUGGAUCCAGUGCAUCCAGUGAUGGUUCUGCUGGCUCUGGGUCUGGCACAGGCUCCAGCAUAGGCUCUGGGAAUAGUGGAGCUAAUGAUGGAUCUGGAUCGGCGGGUUCAGGUUCCACAGAGUCGGGUGGUAGCUCUGGAUCAGGCUCCGGUGUUUCCAGUAGCUCCGGAGAUGGUUCAGGAUCAGGCAAUGAUUCUGGCUCUGGCUCUGGCUCUGGUUCAGGUUCAGGUACAGGUUCAGGUACAGGUUCAGGUACAGGGUCGGACUCGGGCUCAGGAUCAGCACUAGGCGAGAGCUCUAGCAACAGUUCUGGGUCAGGUUCUAGUGGGUCUGGUGAGGGUUCUAGCUCGGGAGAUUCAGGCGCAGGAGACUCUGAUUCAAGUAAUGGAUCUGGAUCUAGUGCUGGCUCAGAUUCCGGCUCAGGAGGCUCAGCACCCGGUGAUGAUUCUGGCACCGGUAGCUCUGGCACUGGCGGCACUGGCACUAGUGGUUCUGGCACUAGUAGUUCUGACGCCGGUGGCUCUAGCACUGGUAGCUCUAGCACUGGUAGUUCUGGCACUAGUAGCUCUAGCACUGGUAGCUCUAGCACUGGUAGCUCUAACACUGGUAGUUCUGGCACUAGCGGCACUGGCACUAGUGGUUCUGGCACCGGUAGCUCUGGCACUGGUAGCUCUGGCACUGGUAGUUCUAACACUGGUAGUUCUGGCACUAGUGGUUCUGGCACCGGUAGCUCUGGCGCUAGUAGUUCUGGCACCGGUAGCUCUAGCACUGGUAGCUCUGGCACUGGUAGUUCUGGCACUAGUAGCUCUGGCACCGGUAGCUCUGGCACUGGUAGCUCUGGCACUGGCGGCACUGGUACUAGUGAUUCUGGCACUGGUGAUAGUAGUGAUUCAUCAGGAGGUGAUUCAGGUGGUUCAAGCAGUACAGCCUCUGGCUCUGGAUCUACUGGCAGCGAAUCAGGAUCUUCUGGUUCUGGUUCAUCCGGCGAUGGCUCAGGGUCUUCAGGUGAUAGUUCAGGUACGUCAGGAAGCGACUCCUCCGGUGAGGGCUCAGGAUCUUCGAGUUCAGGAACCGGUUCUUCGGGUGAUGGCUCAGGUUCAUCAGGGGGAGGUUCUGAUUCAUCUGGCUCUGGGAUGUCUGGAGAUGGCGGGGGCUCCUCCGAUUCAGGGUCUUCUGGCUCCGGUUCAGGCACAAGCACAGGGUCUGGCUCGGGUGAUAACUCCACAACAUCUAGCUCCGAGUCCUCUGGCAAUGGCUCAGGAUCUGGGGAUGGAUCUAGCUCUAGUGGAUCUGGUGAUGGCUCCUCUGGUAAUGGAUCUGAUUCAUCUAGCAAUGGUUCAGGGACUUCCGGAGGUGGUUCGGGCUCUGGCUCGGGAAAUUCGAGUUCAGGAUCCAAUUCUGGCUCUGUAUCUGGUGACGGCUCCGGUUCCUCCAGUGAAAGCUCAGGGUCUUCUGGAAACGGUUCUAGCUCAAGUUCGGGAGAUAAUUCUGGCUCUGGCUCCGAUAACUCAGGGUCUGGCAGCUCCGGAGCGUCUUCCACCGGCUCGUCUCCAUCUACACCUCCAUCUACGGUCAUCGUGGUCACCGAUGAUGCAACUUCUUACACCACAACUACUAUUUCUGGUCCGACCUCUGGGUCAAAGACAACCACUACCGUUGGUGUGACACCAAAUGCAUUAACCGAGACAAUAACAACAAUAUCAGAGAUCUCGACUACUGUUACGACAACCAAGCCUGCAGUGACUUCGACGAUAAGAUCAAUCAUCGCGGUUGAGAUUGGGCUUGUGACUGACAUCAUCUCACUCAUUCAUCUUGGUACUCAAGUGCCUCUCACAACUACAAAGAUCGAGACUGGCAGGCUCGCAUCUACUGUCAUCAAAACGUUUACUGCCGAGGACUCGACGAAUAUGGCAAACAGUACACUACUAGUGACUCAAACUAUCACCGCCUCUGCGUCCCUCGUCACCUCGACUCGGACCGUGACAACCACCAAUGUCAAAGACUUGAGUCCAGGGACAUCCAAGAGUACCUCAACAAUUACAACCACCCUUGAACAAACUACGACAAAAACGGCCGAGCCAACCAUCAUCAUAUCAAGCUCAACUUUCACCGAGAUGGCCACCAAGAACACUACGACAACUCUCACAUGCAUCCCAGUAUCAAAGGCCAAGCGUGGCCUUCUCGCGCCCUUCUAUUAUGCUAUUGUCUCCACUGCGACCAGUACUUCAACGGUGACUGACUAUAUCACGACCUCAACGAGAACCAUCUCAGCUGCCAACGACUACACAGCAAACUUGGUCACAAAGACAAACACGGGCAUGCCCACUGUUGUAUUUUCCACUGUCACCUCAUUCUCGACAAAAACUUUCACAUCCACAAUCACGACUGGCACGACUCAAGUCACAAUCACGAGUACUUCAUCCAUCAUUCAUAAAGAAGCCACUCAGGAGCAAUCCACUCAAACUGUCACGGUGUUCCCGACAAGGACAUCAACUGUUACGGUAGCUGGAACAACAGUGACUUCAACGAGUCUCACGACGUCUACGAUCAUAUCAACCGAACAACCGGUCCCCUCAACAACUGUGGUGACGAUAACAUACACUGUAGAAUUGACAUCAGCCCUGCCAGUCAUAACUUCUCGGGCGAUCAAAACAGUAACGCAUACCAAACCCCCUGUCACGAUCACGUCUCAAGAUACCUCCACUACUACAAAGGUUAUCAAGACUGCCUCCACUACCACCAGCACAUAUACCCAAUUUGCAAAAGGUGCUAAGACCUGCUCUGCUUGA
Molecule: messenger RNA, 3990 nt
Organism: Penicillium atrosanguineum
Lineage: Eukaryota; Fungi; Ascomycota; Eurotiomycetes; Eurotiales; Aspergillaceae
Exons: 2
Coding region: 1-3990 (1329 amino acids)
Source: RefSeq, a predicted model, not a curated record